UAGCUAUCUUAUGUUUAUGUCGCGGAUUAUAGAAGUCUUGUGUCUGUCAAGGCAAACGUCAUCAUGGGUUUUUGGUGGGCAUGAUUUCAGUGGUGACCUACAGUAGCUCGGGAUGCGCCGCACAAACCGAGUCUGAAAUGCCAGAUGGGAGGGACAGGGACCUUCAGAAGGCACACGGCAUCGUUUCUUGAGGAUUUAUGUAUGUGUUAUCAGAAAUCUAUUGCCCUGGAUCAUAAGGACAUAUUAUAACAGGACUCUCUCUGCCACCGGGAUUGUUGCUGGUGCCGGUGUAAAUGAAAUGCAUGGAAUUAUACCGGCGCACGCAAACUCUACACAGCCAAUUGGGAUUUCUGAUGAACGCGACCUUCUUUAAGGCAGAAUACUGUACCUGAACUUCUCAAGGAGCCUUUCUCGUUUCCCCUUUUUCAUCUGCUUUCAAAACUUCAUGCAUUUAAUGUUGUCUGGGGGGUUUCAUCUUCUCAUGAAACCAUGACAGGAACGACGAUCGCCCUGUUUUUUGAAAAUCUCCUCAGUAAAUUAAAUAUGUUGGAUUCGUGGUGAAAGUUGGGAAUAAUCAUUAAAUAACUGUGAGCAUUGGACGUUGGACCGGUUAUAUCAUAUAACUAUUUCUGACUUUUCUUGGUCAACUCCAACAAUGGGGAUCAAGCUUCGAGUUAUUCUGGGAAUGUUUCAUUUCGUGUCACUUACUAGAAUGCCCACACACUGUGCCAAGACAUCGUCAGAGCACUGGAAGCCGACAGAGAGCCACAGUUCUGGAGAAGUGGUGAGGUGGCUGGAUGUGUAUCAGAGAAGUGGGUGUCACCCCAGAGAGACACUGGUGGACGUUUGGCGGGAGUUUCCGUGGGAGACGCAUCACCUCUACCUGCCAUCAUGUGUAACACUGCGCCGCUGUGGAGGCUGCUGCUCUGACGAGGCACUGGAGUGUGUGCCAUCACAGACACACACACUUGUCAUGGAGCUUAUGAGGACCUCAUAUAUGAAGCAUGAACUUGUACAGCUGCCUUUCACUGAACACAACCAGUGUGAGUGCAGGCUAAAAGCAAAUCUUCAUGCAGAACCAACCAGGCAAGGUCCGCCGACAACAAGAGGCAGAAAGCGACAAAAGGGGAAACCAAAGAGAAAGAAACACAUUGGGAAAAAGAUGAUGACACCAGUGCCAACAACACCCCCUCCUCCUCCCCCUCCCACCCUACCACCAAGCUCCGCCCCUCCACCACCUACCAGAGAGGCGUGUCCGCCGUGCCCCGCCCGCAGGAUGACAUCACAUCCUCCCUCCUGUGAGUGCAGGUGCAGUUUGAGGGAGGUUAGCUGCACAAGGAGAGGCAAGACACUCAACCAGCACAGCUGCCGAUGUGAGACCCAAAGUGAAUAGUGACAAACCUCCCUCAUAAUCCACCUAUCAAACUUUGCCCAGCUUUGAGGAGGUCAAAGGUUUGCUUAUUCUUUUAUCACAGAGUCUUAUGUUGGCAUAUUACCCAGAUAGAGGGUUUGUGUUUGGGAAUAAACCACAAACCCUCCUUCCGGCCCAUCUGGCCCCAUCCCACUCACUAUUACGGCAGUAUUAGAUGCAUAUACACAACUCUGUUUGCACAUUAUAUCCAUAUAUGUACAGAGGGGGAUGUGUUCAGAAUAUCAUCACAUCAUUAUUAAGCUUCAGGAACAGAAAUUGUUGAGUUUUAGAAGCAUCUUGAUGUCGUGAUCCACAACAGUCAAUGCAAGUGUUGUCUCUGCUAUGUUCUGAUGAAACUUCAGCUCAUCUUUAACACUGAAUGAUGGAUGUAAUUGAUGUUAAAGUACAGUCAGUCAAGUGUAUCGCUGGUAAGGCACAUAUUCAGAGCACAGUGGUGAACUUUGGGUUCCUAAACCCAUACAUCAAGAUGGACUGUCAUCUGAAAUGGGAAUUCUGGGAUUUUUGGGCCUUCUGGAACCUAUCUUAAAGCUCAAGUAUGGAUUUGUUUUCAAGGUUAAAGCACUUUCAUCGAUCCUGGCUUAAAAUGCAGAGACAACAAGUCAUACAUUGAUUCCCCAAAAACACAGCAACAUUGGCUCAACUAAUGUCAUGAGUUUUUGGUGGGACCAUCCGUUCAUCCAACCAAUACAACAUGGUGGACUGCUUGGGAAACAUAUUUGAAAACCACCAUCAUUUUGCAAUUUUGUUUGGUGAUGCUAGUACCGCAGGAAUUACACACUUCAGCAAAUGGAUCCAAGUUACUCCACAAAGUCAUGGAAAAGAGAGAUAUGGAUGGAUAAUAAGGAUGGUGUUACCGAAUUGAGGAAGACAUUGCUGAGAACGUUCAAAGGGGAAACAGAGACUAAGGAUGUCUCUAAACCAAACUAUUAAACACUCAAGUUGAGAGUGUUUGAGAGGAUGGAUGUUGAGAGCCCUUCAAUGUUGAGAGAACUCAAGUGUCUCACUACACAAACACAGUAUCUCGAAAACAUCCCUGAUGUCUCGUCUGACCUAUCGCAUGUGCUAACUGGAUGGAUGGGUGAUUAGAUGGACUGACAGCUGUCUGUGUGGUCUCAGUAGUGCAUAAUAAGGAUCUGUGCAUUUAUUCUAAUUUAUUCCUGGCCUCUAAGUCCAUAAUGUGGCUUUGCAGACUGUAUCAAUGAGUCUUUUUGUGUUUGUUUGAUUUGCUUUUUGUUCGACUCCUUCCUUUGAGAAUUGAAAGCUUUUCCCACUGGCUUGCCAGUGAGAUGAAUGCCAAUAGAAACCUGGCGAUAAUCCAUUGGUGCUCACAACUCAAACACACACUUUCUCGCUCUCCCACACACCCAAUCACACUUUUUCAUUAUUCUUUCAUUUUUUUCCUUUUCCCAUUAUUCUUUAUCUUUUUAACCUUUCUAUCUCUUUUAACUCUAUCUCUCUCACAACAUAUACUCCAGUAGACAUAUCUAAACAUCUUUAAAACAAGGUAACCUGAUUAUUAAAACUGCAUAGAUAUUAAGGCUUGCUUUCGGAGACUGAAUUUCAAAGAUCUUGAAUUUAAGAAUUUAAGAUUUUCCCAAUCUAAUGAAAAUUACAUGACUGUGGUAACAGUUUUGCUAAUGGACAUUACGUGGUUCAUUACAAGAAUCGCGGCAGUUCCGAUGUGAAAUGUCCACCGUGUGGUACUAAAAGCGAGUUAAAUUUUCUCCCAAACCGAUGAGUUUUUUAAAUGUAAUGCUCUAUCGAGUUUUAAAUAAACAAAACCGGCCUCCCUACCAUAAACCUUAAACCUAAACCUAACCGAUAGUGUCAUAAAAAGCAAAUGUGAGAUGAAAAACACAAUCGACUCUUCAGAACUCCGGUCUUUUACUCUAGUGUUCAUUUCACCAGGAAAGUGCCGCAAUACGUACAAUGAGCCACACAAAAAAUGAUUUAGUAACAAUGUAGGAAUAGUAAUGUGAUUUUAGAGACCAGGAUGCAGGUUGCCUAAAUAUCUAACGCAGUUUUGCUAAUCAGGUGAAUUCAUUUUGUUUUUAGAAUGUUUCUAUAUUUUUACUAGGAAACAAGAGACAGACGCUCAUCCUCAAUACGAUUUAUUGCAGUUCACACAAACACAAAAAUGCUAGCAUUAUAAAUAUAAGCUUUUCUGUGUUGAUACUGAAAGAUGAAUUUAUUUUUUCUAUCUUAUUCAUGUUUUUGUAUACAAUACUAAUAUUAUUGUAGUCUAUUUUGUUUUAAGAUUGCUUAAAGAAUGCUUCUUUGUGUAUCACUGCUAAUCCAACAUAUAGAAUCAGGCUGGGUGGCCGACCGUAGACAUAUUCACAGUCUAAACUUUGUCUGUGUUGAAUUUGAGCAAAGAAACUGUGCAAGCGCCCAGCAGGCUUUAGAAAAAGGGAAAUACCUAUUUGGUGUGUUUCAUCUUAAUCAUUUCACAGUAUUGGGAGUGUGACAUAUUUAUUUUUUAUAUCGAAGUGCAUUUUAUAUUAUGCAAGACUUUCAAAAACAUUUAUUUUGCUAUGACUGUGAUUAUUUUGAAUACUGUUUUGGCUGGAGGAUAUCUCUAGAAUCGUACAGCUUGAAUGUCAGUCAGAGUUGAGGACCAAGUGUAUCCAUUGAUGUUGUAGGCUGCAAAGGGGAAAGAAUUGCUUCUGUUUUACAACUGUCAUUUAUCCAAAUGCUUCUUUCACCAUAUAUGUAGCAUUAUUGAGUGAAAUAUGAAAAUAUCUAGUAAAUACAUGCAGUAUUGUAAUUAUUAAGAUCCUUAGUAGCCUUUCACCCUCCAAUUCUCAGAAAAUGGUAUCAUCAUUUGGUGUCAUACAGUAUUUCUAAACUACUGACCUGUGCGUGUCUCCAAAUGUGGUUUGUUAAAGUCCACAUGAAACAGCAUUCACAAUUAAUUUUACUUAAAAGUGGGGCGGGACUUAAUUUAAUACAUUGUGAAUUGAUUGGAUUGUGAAAAGUGGGCGUCCCAUACUAGAAUGCAAGUUUACUAAAGUUACUUCUAAAUAUUUUAGCCCUUGUGGUGUAGGUGACGUCAGUGGAAAAGGGAAGUCAUUUCAAAGGUGGGGAAAGUUAUUUCAUUUUGAUAAAAAAAUUCCGAAGAUCUUUUUCUUUGGAAUGAUGUGCCAGGAACAUGUAUAAGGGGGCUGUUCACACAGAAUGUGCUCUUGCAUCCAUCAGCACUGUUUUUUAUAUGUUUGUCUAUGUAAACAUGCACUAGAUAGACAUGUUUGAUCAUUGCGACCAGUCUCGCUGUGCAUCAGAUUUUUAAGACGUCUAGCUCAUGUUCAUGUACACUGUAAUCAACCCCGAACUGCAGAAUUUCUGAAAAGUGACAUUCCUCAUCAGGCGCUACUGAUAGCACUUUGUGCAAGCAACCUCUGAGACAUCGGAUCUAGUCCCAUGAAAACCUGGAUGUAAUCGUGUUUACAUGAACAAUGGUGAGUGCAUUUGAAGAGUUUAGGGUUUGGUUAAGGGUUAGAGUAAAUAAAAUAUAUAUUUCAGGUGACUGUAUUACCUCAUUUACACACAAAAAAAUGACUCACUUUUGGCGCCACCCUGUGGACAUUUCACUUCAACAACACUUCCAGCUUUAGCCACUGGGGGCAGCAAUUCAAAUUUUACGAGUUGGCUAUUUUGUAUAAUUUUUCACGAUUUUAUUUGUAUACAUUUUUACUAUUUCAUCACAUGCAAAUGCAUGGAUUUGUAAUGCGGAAGUAAGCAUGAGUUCUUCAGGACAUGCUUAUUUAUAUCAUGCCCAUACCCAAACCCCUUAACUAAACCUAACCGAUCAGUAGAGUGUGUAAACAUGAUAGGAAGCUGUUGUGUGUAACAGAUACAAGUAAUUGUUGCGUAUUAGACGUAAACGAUGUCCAACGACGCCAUUGGCUGUAGUGAAUGUCGCACAAUAUCAUACGAAUUAGACAAAUUUAGAAAAGUCGCUCCCAUUUCGCUUUGAGAAUGUGUUGGGUAAGCUCAGACCAACUUCACCAGUAGAACUUUCGAUCUCCCGUUGCCGAAUUCACAAUGUUAUCAGUCUAAAGUUUAAAAUCAGUUUAAAAACAAAUCUCAAGAUACCUGCAUUUUGUUCCAUUUCAUCAUGUUUCCAUCAACCCUUCUUUAAAUGCAAGAAUGUGUACUGUGUGAAUGGCCCCUAAGACAGUCAAUGAGGCAUAUUUUGAUUUCAGUCUAACUUUAAGCUAUUUUCUUUGUGGACUAGUGGAUAUUCUGUCUCUGAUGAGCGGCUUUUCUUCAAAUCUAACGCACUGUUAAAUGUUCUGUGUGAAAUAUCCGGUGUUAUAAAGGUAGCAUUCUCUAUCUCAGUAUCAGUAAUAUGUAUCAACUACCUCUGUGUCUGUACAGUUAAUGUAACAUAAAUAUCAUAGCAAGAAUAUACAGUAUAACAUAUAAAAUAAUUGCAUACAAUCUGAAUGUAUCGACAACGUCCGUGUGUCCAUUCUCUUCUAUGUAAAGAUCAGUCCUGAAUCCUGUCCCUUUGUUUGGAGAAUUUGUGCAUAGAAACGUAUCUGUCAUAUGUAUUCAGAUAGAAGAGGACCCAACAGAACCCAGUCUAUACUGUACUACAAUCUAUAUGUGAUAUAAGCUUUGAGUGUUUGAACAUAAUUAAUUAAUGGUUAUUGCUGCUAUACCAUCUGUGCCCAAUUCUCCUGUGUGUGAAAGUGUGUAAAAUAUUUGUUACAGAGAGACAUAUCUUACUCUGCUUUAUGUCUACAGUGUGUAUAAGUGCAAACAUAGGUCUGAACACAUACAUACAGUAUAAUACGAUCACAACAGCCAUAAAGCAAUGUGCUAUAUAUUAAUAUAAAUAAAGUGAAAUGUCUUAUUUUUGGGAAAGAUUUGUGAUGAUUUGGUUAUUCUUAAGAUAAGAUCAGCUUCUGUGACUUAAUAUCAAUAGUAAUAUGAUAUGGUUAUAUGGUCCAUAUUUUUGGGCAUAUCACCAAUGUUCACCAUGAUUUUUGAUCCACCAUGUGGGGGGUGCAUCUCACGAAAACAUAUUCAGAUCCCAUUCUAUCCCAACAUCAAGGUCAUAUAUAUAUAUUUUUUUAUUUGU
This is a messenger RNA of Xyrauchen texanus (razorback sucker), 6521 nucleotides long. RefSeq names its product vascular endothelial growth factor A-like. The coding region runs from base 656 to 1393 and encodes 245 amino acids. Gene Ontology annotation, cellular component: membrane. Lineage: Eukaryota; Metazoa; Chordata; Actinopteri; Cypriniformes; Catostomidae. The transcript has 8 exons. Gene Ontology annotation, molecular function: growth factor activity; heparin binding; vascular endothelial growth factor receptor binding. The record is from RefSeq and is a predicted model, not a curated record. Gene Ontology annotation, biological process: induction of positive chemotaxis; sprouting angiogenesis; positive regulation of endothelial cell proliferation.